Lotus japonicus is the source of this 795-nucleotide messenger RNA. RefSeq lists its product as uncharacterized. The coding region runs from base 106 to 462 and encodes 118 amino acids. The transcript has 5 exons. Lineage: Eukaryota; Viridiplantae; Streptophyta; Magnoliopsida; Fabales; Fabaceae. The record is from RefSeq and is a predicted model, not a curated record.
UAUAGAGUGUGGGGGGAACGAAAGCCACACCUCUUAUCUCUUUGAAGAUGAGGUGAAUCUAUCAUUUGGAUUUCAUGUGCUAUUUUGGCCCUUCACUCUAGAUAUAUGUGGAUAACACAAUGUGACACACUCUUUUGCAGCUACACAAUAAGCACAAUGCAUCACAGUCAUCAAUACCCUCUUCCUUGUUUGUAUUGCCACCCAUAUAGCUAUAUUAGGAUGGUUCAAAAUCUCAUAGAAAGAUGCAUGCUGUUUCACAUGAGUCAAGACCAAUGCAUAAAGGCACUGGCAGAACAUGCAGGGAUUAAACCACUUGUAACAGUUACAGUGUGGAAAGAGUUGCAAAAGGAGAAUAAGGAGUUCUUCAGAGCAUAUUUACAAGUUAUCACUCCAAGGCCAUUCAUGAGUAGAUAUUUUCAAAGGGGACCAAGAUAUUUAGCAAGAAGGAGCCACUGGAAAUAGUCAAGUAGUUUCACCAAAUGGAAAAGUGAGCUGUCUGAGCUCUGUCACUAUAUAGUUACGGAUGGAUCAGGGAUUAUUGCUGGGUUAAAUAUAUAUAAGUGAUGAUGAUUAAUUGUAAAAAAUGUUAUAGUCUUUAUUUGUUCAGUAUUAAUUAAUUUGUGAGUUAACAUCCUGACCCCUGACGAAUAUAAUGGGCUGAUGGGUGUAGUUUCUUAAUGUUUGAUGCAGUUCUCAUGAAGUAAGGAAAUCAAUGUUGUACCACUGCCAUUAGCUAUAACUUUUGGCCUAGUGUAAGCCCUCAAUGCAACAAAAGUGAUUGAAGUCUUUCUUAUC